This is a messenger RNA of Sinocyclocheilus anshuiensis, 597 nucleotides long. RefSeq lists its product as uncharacterized. The record is from RefSeq and is a predicted model, not a curated record. Bases 1 to 597 code for a protein of 198 amino acids. The transcript is spliced from 2 exons. NCBI's taxonomy places the organism in Eukaryota, Metazoa, Chordata, Actinopteri, Cypriniformes, Cyprinidae.
AUGUGGCUGUGCUGUUGCUCAUAUCUGACGUGUGCAGACGUGUGUGGAGAGACCAGGACAGAAGAGGAGGACCAGAGCGGAGUCAGGAUGGACGUCGAGCUCUUAGAAGAGCAAUACAGCUCCAUCAGAGAGAAGCAGAGACGCCAAACUCAGCUCAUCUGCUUCAAGAAAGCACAACACAAUGAAGAGAGACGUGGCAUAAAUCUAGUGGACGUGGUUCCUUUAGCAAAAGCACCAGAAAUGCAAUUUGAGUGUGUGGUGGCUUCUGACGGCGGUCUGUGGCGCUCACAUCUGGAGCUGCACCGCAUUAAACACACGACUGAUGAAACUGAGCACAGAAAUAACAGUGCUGCAUCUACAGAAGCCUCCAGCAGCACCAGCUCAGAGUCAGAGUGGCUCUCUGAGGACUCGAACCCUGGGGAACAGCAUCUGAAGAUCAAGAACCACAGCGGGCUGAGCUCUAGGAAGCUCUCAGCUCCAGCGGGUUUGUCCUGUCAGCUGAGUUAUCGCUCCAGAUAUUACCCCUUCCCUCAGAGGAAAAGCCUGAGGAACUCAGAGACGGCCAGGAGACUGGGCCUCUACGCCUCGCUCUCAUGA